AUACACUAGAAGUAUGGAAGGAAUACUAUAUGAAUCCUCUGUGUGAUUCGUGUUUUUACCGAUGAAAUGCCGGUUUUGGAUAAAUCAGCGUUCCGUUUGCUACUUACUUCUUUUUGAGCCAUUUCUCAUUUACAUGCAGCAGAGCAUUAUAGUAAACCCAGUCAGUUGUGCAAAGAAUCCCAUAUACUCUGAUUUACUGUCACUGGACCAUUUCUUUCCAUAUACAAGUGUUUUGAUUAAUUAGCGACUCAAUCAGAUGCACGCUGAUUGGAAAUGUCCGUGUUUUUGGGAUACUGUUCGUUUCUACUGGAUUAUGUUUGAGUAAAAUUACGACUUAACAAAUCAACCGGCUGAGACAAACGUACCAAACCAUGGAUUUCGUCAUUCUUAAGGUCAAUGGAAAAGACGUCUCCCAGGCGAGUCAUGAAGAUGUGGCCCAAGCGUUUUUACAAGCCGUGGAACCAAUCUCCAUUCAAGUACUCAGAAGAAAACGCUCAACAAAUCCAUCAUCCGUCAGUGAAGUAGCCAAACCGGUCAUAAAGGACUCUGUCGGAGCAUCACACCCGGCACCCGGGGAAGCCGAUAAGUCAUUAGCUGUACAAACAACCAGCAGCCGAUCCUGCAUCUGUCCCAGAUGUGGAUAUAAUAUUGAUGCCGGAGCGGCUGUUGUGGAGACUGGUGUUACGACGAAUCCACAGUCGGCGUCGGCUAUCGGCAGUCUGGAUUUGCAGCCGAAAGAGGAUUUGGAAGACGACGAUGAUGGACUGGCUGAUGAAGUGGAAUUUAAGGUAACGAUAAGGAAGUCGUCUGGUCAGACCAAUUUGGAUGUGAUGUGUCGAAAUAUCAACACAGAAGGUAGCCGCUAUCAGGCUGGUUUCGUGAUUGUUGAUCAGAUAAGGGAUGAACAGAUCAUCAAGGACGGACUGCUUUGCGAGGGUGACCGCAUUCUGCAGAUUAAUAAUCAGAGCAUCAGCGAUGCCGAUCAUGCAAUGCGGAUGUUUGCUGAUCCAUCUGUACGACAGUACAUUAUUCUAAUUACUCGCCCCAUCGAUGAUGAGCAAGAUGAUGGCGAUAGUGUGGAAGAGCUGAGAAUGUCCCUUUCCGAUGAAUUGCACGAAAACGCCGACGGAAGCGUGGACACGGAUAUUCUUGAUGGGAGCUUAACCAUUCAUGAAAAGGACAGCGGUUUAGCGGAAAGUUGUAAGAAUGAUGAUAGUUCUGAGAAUGACUUGAUGUCACCGCGCAGUUCCAAAUACAAUACAACCAGUUCCGGUGGAUGCUGUGACGAUGGUGAUAAUAUUAUGGAGAUUAAUGUCAAGGAAACCGGCAUACAAACCGACGCUAAUUUGUCAUUUCCCCAGCGCCAGUUUCAAAGCCAGAUAUCUCUGACGAAUAUUGAGAAUGAAUUGCUGGCCAUAACCAAACGAAUCGAAAUGGCACAGAUUAAUGCCGGCAAAAGCCCAAAAAAUACCGCAGAAGCUAAAGACCCCCCUACUCCGCCUCCGAAACCGCCCCGUCUGCCGCGAACAACGUCGCUCUCCCCACAGAAUGUGGAUACUGCUAAAGCCUUGGUGCCGCGGCGAAAGAAACGCUCGCGUAAACCUUCAGAGGAAGAGAAAAACCAGACUUAUAUUCCCGUUCGGCCGGGAGUGACCAGAUUGACCUCGCCCGAAUUUUGUGCGUUUUCAUUGAGUUCCAGUAUACCCAAACAAGAGAACAGCAUGCUCACAUCUGGUUUAAGAGGCAAAACGCACGAUAACAAUGAUCUAAAUACCGUAUUUGGUGCAAACAAUCUUGGAUCAGGGAAACUCAGCUCUUUUACCCCAAAAACUCAAGCCGCUCCAGUUUUGGCUCCAGCUCAGCAAGUUCCAGUAGGACGGAAUUCCUUCAGCUGGCUUAACCAUUCGCAACUUAGAACGGUGCGGGAGGAUGAAGAACUAUGCCCACAAAAACAGCAUAUUUACGAGCAAAUACUACCAAGCGCCAACUGCCCUUCUCUGCAAAGGUCAUCUGGAGUGAAAUCAUCAGCCAGCAGACGACCGGUGCGCAAUAAACUUUUACACGAACGAGCUCAGAGGAUUAACAAAGAACGCUGUGGAGUGACCACGGACGACGACGCGAAAAGCGAACUGAAACUUGGACGGUACUGGCCUAAAGAUGAUCGACGCCGGCAUCUCGAAAGUGCCGACACUAAACGGCGCCGCGAAAACGAAGUCUUUCGAUUCCAGCUGGCUGUGCCCAUGAAACCCAAGAUUGUUCUACUUAGCGAACAAAAGCAGCUGCGAAAGUUUGCUAAAAAGGGGGAUGGAUUCGAUCAUAAUGUUGGUACCAGCGAACCUGUCGGAAAUAAAAGUUGGCACAAUACUGCCCGCGCUGCUAAUGCUAAUAACGGUGUUUGCCAUUUGACCAACCAUGUUACGACCGUGUAACAUAUGGGAACAAUACGUCUUUUGGUUUGGUUUAAUUUUUGUACCUUUUUCAAAAUCCGAUUUUUAAAAUUCCUUUAUGCAAAUGAUUUGUUGCAAACGCUAACAUUGUGUGAUGUGUUUGUUACUUGGUUCUUCAGAGCUUCAGAUUUUGAAUUAUGAUGUACAUAAAUGUGAGCUAUUCAAUAUAUGGCGAGAAGCAAACUACAAUUAAA
Paramacrobiotus metropolitanus is the source of this 2641-nucleotide messenger RNA. Its product is annotated as PDZ domain-containing RING finger protein 4-like. The transcript has 7 exons. The record is from RefSeq and is a predicted model, not a curated record. Gene Ontology annotation, molecular function: protein binding. The coding region runs from base 372 to 2429 and encodes 685 amino acids. Lineage: Eukaryota; Metazoa; Tardigrada; Eutardigrada; Parachela; Macrobiotidae.